AGUGAGUCUGCAGCCUGACCUUUGCCUGAGACGUUUGGCUUUGAGACGAUCUAAGUGCAGGGUCAGAGCCGAGGCAGACUCCCAGCAGCUAACAGGUGACAGCUUCAUUUUUUCACGGGAUCGCUGGCCCUGAAUUUCCAAACAGACGUUGUCAUGAUGGAGCAAAUGGCUGGAAGUUGUCCUGCACCGACCCAAACUUCUGUCAAGACCUGGCUGCCCUCCAGCACAAGAGGAGCUAUCAUAGCGCCCAGUUACAUCACAUCCCGUUUCCAUGGAGACGGGGUUCGCUACAAGGCCAAGCUGAUCGGGAUGGACACGGUGCCGGACGUCCAGGGGGAGAAGAUGUGCUAUGAGUCCAUGAUGAAACUGAAGGGCUUGGAGGAAGCAGCUAGGAAACAGGGGAAACACAAGCAGAGAGUUUGGCUGAAAAUUUCCUACGGCGGCUUGAAAAUAGUGGAUGAGAAGACUGGGGCUGUUGUUCACAACCACGAGAAGAGUAAGAUCAGUUAUUUGACAAAAGAUGAGUCCGACCCCAGAGCGCUGGCCUACAUCUACCAGUAUACAGACGCCUGCAUGCUCUUCUACAUCAAGAUGGCCUACCUGGCAGCUCCGGUCCUGAUUGACAUCAUGGAGAUUUGCCAGAGUGCAGACCAGGAGACGCCACAGGAACCUGUAGAGACACCAAAACAAAAUAUUCCCUUGCUGGUUAUAAAUGAGAGUUUAGCCGCUCCUGCUGAGGAACUGGAUCCUGAGAAUGUGUUCAGUCCACGACCAGAAACUCCACCAGAGCCAUCAAACCAGACCUCCUCCACGAAUGAGCUGAUGGAAGUGUUUGCUCCCCCGAUGAAGGAGCCGAUGGCCCCCACCCAGAUGUUGGGGCCUCUGGCAUCCCCAGAGGUGUCACAGGCCAGCGAACCAGAGUCUCCACAGCCGAUGCUCUCCACCUCUCAGAUUCUCUCCAUUUUCCAAACACAGCCAGUAGGGGGCUCUCCAUUCGCCUCCCCCCAAUACUCCCCCACCACUAUGCCCUGGGCCCAGCAGGGGCCUCUGGGAAACCAGUGGGCCCAACCAUAUCCUGGCAGUAUGUCAGCAUGGGCACCACCAGGCGUCACAGCGCCCCCUGCAGGAAGCCAAGCUCAGACUCACAGUGUGGUGACCCCUCAGCCAAGGGUCAUGAUGGGAGGGAACACAGCGGGUUGCCCCACUACACCCUCCCCCCUUCAUGGGCACCCCGUCCCUGUAAACUCCCUCCACACUCCUGCUGGAACUACAGGCGCUCCGCAGGCAGUGUCCCCCACCUCCAACAAACCCUCCGAUGGAGGCUUUUUUGACUGGGAUGUGCUCAAAAUGGAUGUGAAUGUCUGAAUUUAUGCAUUUUUUUUUUCUGUAUUUCAUUCAGCUGUGGUUCAUCCUGUAAAUGUGUUUCUAACAAGCUUGUAAUUUCAUUUACGGCCACUAAAAAUUUGUGAUUCUGAUUCUCUGGAAGGUCACAAAUAAUUUUAAUCACUAGAAAAUAGAACCAGACACCUGUAGUGCAGUUCCCAAGUAACACAUGUAACGCUACUAUACUUUAGUACUGCAUGAGGUAAAAACGGCAGCAGUGAGGUUCAACUUGCACUCCUGUCAACAACAAACAGAUGCAGUAAAUAGCUGCUCAUUGACAAUUUAAUUUCAGAUGUUUUGAAUUUGCAUGAAUCCAGACAUUCAUUCUUAAUUACACAGUCAGAUAUUUAUGCUGCUUUCGAAGGAAAUAAAAACAUUUAUUGUCUUAUUAAAGUGGAAAAUAUAUGGAUUUGAUCAUUUUACCAUAAAAUACAUCUACAGUUUAUUAUUAUUACUUUAUAACUGUAUAGUAGUAAUAACAUUAAUAAAAACAGCUGAAAAUAAUUAUAUUUCAUUUCUCCUGAUCACUUGCACUUAAAGAGUUUGCUCAUUUUUUUUGUUCCGUCACAGUUACUCUUUGAAAUGACUUUUCCUCUCCUUACUUGGUUCCUGCAUAUUAUUAUAUUCGACUAUAUUGAAUCAACUACAGUUUGUACUAUUUUCUAAAGGCUGGCUCAAAUGCUGUAUUGUGUUUUACCAGAGUUUUCUUGAUCUAAAUAAAGGUUCAAAAUGAAAAAUCC
Amphiprion ocellaris (clown anemonefish) is the source of this 2123-nucleotide messenger RNA. Its product is annotated as disabled homolog 1-like. The transcript is spliced from 10 exons. Bases 154 to 1365 code for a protein of 403 amino acids. Lineage: Eukaryota; Metazoa; Chordata; Actinopteri; Pomacentridae. The record is from RefSeq and is a predicted model, not a curated record.